AUGAGAUUACAAUACGUCAUAUUAUUUUUGAGUAUUGUGCUUAUAAAGUUGGCACAAAAUGGGAGAUUUGCGACAGAUGUUGUAAACCAGUCAAGUUCAGAAUCUUCUUAUGAAGAAAAUGAAGGUAGCAGACCCGAAGAUUCAAGUUCAAGCUCAUAUUUAGGUAAAUCUGAUAAGAAUAACUCUAAAAACGAACACUCUGUUCAAAGUACGUAUGCUGAUGAGGAUGAAGAAGGCUCCGGUGAAUUAAGUUCCGAAGGAGACGCUUCUGAAAGUGAGACAAAAGGAGAUCAAAAAUCAUUUGAAAAUAAAGGCGAGGAGAUUCCAAUAAAUCAAAGCGAAGGUCAAGAUACCAACAUAGAACAGAGUUCAAAUCAGAGUAAUAAGCUUCCAGACGAAGAAAGUGGAGCAGCAUCUUUAUCGGGAGAUUUUGUUUUAAGUGAUAACCAGAAAAAGUCAGAGAUUUCACCAGAGCAAUCAAUAGUUCCAGCUUUAUCAGACCAAAAUCAAGACGAAGUUUCAAAAGAUGAUGACGAUAUAGUUAAGGAUGUAAUGCCGUCUGUAGAUCCAGAUGUACAAAAGGCCUCAGACUCUAUAAAGGAUGGUAUUUCAGGAGAUGCUAUUGGCCACGUUGUACCAACAACUCUCGAUGUAUUGUUAGGAGUAGUACAACCAACAAGGUCUUUUAGCAGUGAGCCACAAACUAGGCCAUUGCAAACACAAUUUGGGAGAAAAAGAAGCUCGGAUGACGGCCAAGAAUCCAAAUCAUCAAAAUACUUGCCAACUCCAACAUGUUCUGAUGUCAUAGAAAAGUUUGAGUGGAAUAAGGAUUUAAUUGGAACAUCAUCUCAAGCAGCUUUUAAGAUCAUUUUUGGUGAAAUUACAACUCUAAAGUCCAUGACAAAUAUUCAAGCUGAAAAGACUAUUACUGCGGCUUUCGAUGUUCUUAAAGAUCCCGCUGCAGAAGGAAUUAAUCCUCAGGAGGCUUUAGCAUUGUAUGUUUGUGAAGCCGAUAAGGAUCAUGGAAGAUCAGUUUACCAAAAGCUGAUAGAGUAUGGAUAUCUUUCAUCUUUACUUCACCCAAUUGCUCAUAAAAUGUGGGGAUGUGUUAAGUAUGGCCAUUAUUACGAUUCUGCUGGUAACAAUCCUCUGCAUCUUGCAGCAAAAUCUAAUAGUUUGCAGGUUGUUGACUUUGUUUUGAGAUUAAUAAAAGAUCCUAUCGAAAUUAAAAUGGCUUUAGAAGAGAGAAACGACUCUAACCAGACUCCUUUGGAUGUUGCAGUUGACGAGAGACGUCCCAGUAUUAUUAGAAGACUGAAAAAUACUUACAGAACUAUGUCAAACUUUGUUAAGAAACUUGAUCCAGAGGCUGUCAUGGAGGAAAAAAGAAAACAGAGAAUUAUGACCGAAUCUGCUGCAUUGUUCUGCAAGCCUGUUUUAAAAAUGAGCUCUUCUGAUUAUGAUGCGGUUCAAACAGCUCUUGAGAAGGGAAGGGAAGUUAGCCAUAUUAUUGAUAGUUAUUCUAAAGAAGAAUUAUCUAAAGCGUCUGUACAGAAAAAUCUCCGUGCUAAAAGAAAGGACUAUAAUGAUAAGAAGGAAGAAAUGUUGCAUGCACGUAAAAAUCAGAAAAUACAGCCUCACAAUCCAGUGGAACUUUCUGAAAGUAUUCUCGAUGACGAAGUUAUUAAGUAUGAACAUGUUGAUCAUAGUCACCACCAUCAAGAACUCCAAGAUAUACAAGGAGAAAUGGUAGAUGAUGGAACUGAAAAUUCUGUAGAAAAUGACUUUGAGAAAAAAAUUCCCCAUGAAGAACAAAGUGAAAUUGAAAAUAACAAAAUCCUUAACUCCGAAAAAAGUGAAGAGGAACAAAACACAAAACCAAAAAGCUUUCUUGAAAAAGUUCUAUUUUGGUCAAUUAUCAUCUUUUGUGUCGUAUUUACCGUAGUUCUUUUGCUCAUUUGGUUUGCAACUAAAGUUUAA
Molecule: messenger RNA, 1980 nt
Organism: Cryptosporidium ubiquitum
Lineage: Eukaryota; Apicomplexa; Conoidasida; Eucoccidiorida; Cryptosporidiidae
Exons: 1
Coding region: 1-1980 (659 amino acids)
Molecular function (GO): protein binding
Source: RefSeq, a predicted model, not a curated record